CGGUCAGCCUACAAGCGAUCUUCCUAUAAAAGCGCGGGGCUCCGCUAAUCUUACACUUGUGACUGCCAGUGUGACUUAAGUCUCGCCACUAGGGGUCUUAGUUGCCCUGUUUGCACUCGAGUUUCGAGGGUGGACACCAGAUAUCAUGAACUCUACGUCUGCCACCCUGCUGUCAUGUUCUGAAUCUUUGUGACUCUCCAAGCAGGGUGGGGACAUAGAAGAUCUUUAAAUCAGCCUCAGGUCGUUUCCCUCCCAUCCAAGUCUGGAGUAUGAACUCCGCUGGAGGAAGGAGCCAGGAGGCAGCAGGGCCCAAGAAUAGAAGGGCUCCCAGGCCUCCGGAGCAGCAUGUCACUCUGCUCAGGGUGGGCAACAGAACAGGAUCAAUUAUGGAGACCUAAGCCACUCCUGGGUUCUUUGCAGGACAGAGAUGUGAAGUUGUCUAAGGCUCUGUCCUAUGCUCUCCGUCACGGGGCCUUGAAGCUGGGGCUUCCCAUGGGAGCUGAUGGCUUUGUGCCCCUGCACGGCCUCCUGCAGCUGCCCCAGUUCCGCAGCUUCUCAAUUGAGGAUGUGCAGCGCGUGGUGGAUGCCAAUGAGAAGCAGCGGUUCACCCUGCGGCCAGGAGACCCCAGCACUGGCCUCCUCAUCCGAGCUAACCAGGGCCAUUCCCUGCAGGUGCCUGAUUUGGAGCUGAUGCCCCUGGAGACACUACAGGCCCUGCCCCAGGUGCUGGUCCAUGGUACAUUCUGGAAGCACUGGCCAUCCAUCCUGCUCAAGGGCCUGUCAUGCCAGGGAAGGACGCACAUUCACUUGGCCUCAGGACUGCCUGGGGAUCCUGGUGUCAUCAGUGGCAUGCGCCCAAACUGUGAAGUGGCCGUGUUCAUCAACGGACCCCUGGCCCUAGCAGAUGGGAUCUCCUUCUUCCGCUCUGCCAAUGGGGUGAUCCUGACUCCAGGGGAUGCUGAUGGCUUCCUGCUUCCCAAAUACUUCAAGGAGGCCCUACAGCUUCGGCCUGCCCGAAAACCUCUCUCCUUGGCUGGUGAGAAGGACGCAGAGUGUCUGAGUGGCCCCUGCACAGCCCCAGACGAAGGAUGAUCAAACAAUAAAAUAUUUAUUAAAAAAGUUUUUUAACAGUAAUGAGAAAAGAACUCCAG
Messenger RNA from Cavia porcellus (domestic guinea pig), 1151 nucleotides. RefSeq names its product tRNA phosphotransferase 1 (gene Trpt1). Lineage: Eukaryota; Metazoa; Chordata; Mammalia; Rodentia; Caviidae. The record is from RefSeq and is a predicted model, not a curated record. The coding region runs from base 346 to 1092 and encodes 248 amino acids. The transcript is spliced from 7 exons. Gene Ontology annotation, biological process: tRNA splicing, via endonucleolytic cleavage and ligation. Gene Ontology annotation, molecular function: tRNA 2'-phosphotransferase activity.